CCCGCAGAUCCCGCCGCCGGACGCCCUCAAACUCGAGCUAAUGGGCACACGACCGUGCGGGACCAUUCAUGCGUACGGUUAAAGUCGUCGUUAUAGGCGCGUCCGGCGUAGGAAAGACUAGUCUCCGUGGACAGUAUAUAUCAGGGCGGUUUUCGACUGGGUACCGAGCUACCAUCGGCGCGGAUUUUAUUAGCAAGACUCUGCCUCACUAUGCGCACCCAGAUGAGAAUGUUACGCUGCAGAUUUGGGACACCGCUGGCCAAGAACGCUUCUCCUCCCUCUCCUCCGCCUUCUUCCGCGGCGCCGACGCCGCGAUUCUCGUGUUCGACGUGAACCACCCGCAGACGCUCGACGCGCUGCGCAAGUGGUGGGACGAGUUCAAGGAGAAGGCCCCGCUGCGGGAUGACGAGGUGGACGAGUUUUGCUGCGUGGUCGUGGGGAACAAGGUCGACCUGGUCGGAGGGGAGCCAGAGGCGCAGGGGAAGGUGAGCGAGCUGGAUGCGCUGAGGUUCAUGGACGAGAUCAUCCCUCCCUCGGAGCCGGACUCGGAUGAUACACUACAAUCGCAUCCGCUCGAGUUCCCCCAUAGCAUCGGCGACGGCAGCGUCAAAGGCACCGGGCCCACCAACUCUAUCGAAAUCACCGACCAUCGGCGCCGGCACUCGCAUAGCCCCACGCACCUGCUCUCCAAGUCGCGCUCGCGCAGCCGCUCGUCGAAGUUCCUCGCGGGGACGGUGACGACGACGCACACCACGCUCAGCAUCUACCACACGCCAUCCUCCUCGCUCUUUGACGCAUACGAGUCCGCGCGGUCCUCGCCCGCGCCGUCGAGCUCGCCAGCAGAGUCCGUCAGCAGCUCCCUCCGCUCGCGCAAGCUGAGUAAUCUGUCGAUGUCUACCACAUCGUCUGCACCGACGAUCACGCCCAGUCUCUUCGCGCACCAGCAACACCAGCAGCACCGCCCCCCGCCGCCCGAGAGGAAACCGAAGCUCUUCUUCACGUCGGCGAAGACGGGGGAGGGCGUCCCGGACGUGUUUGAGUACAUCGCGCGACGGGUCGUGAGGAGGUGGGAGUACGAGGAGGCGGUGGAGAGCCGCGUGAUGCACAUGCAGGAGCCCAGUGAGUCCACCACAGUCAGACUGGAUGAGGGAAGGCCGAGGAAGGGGCUCAGCGGGAAGAGUUGUUGUUCGUCGUAGAUAUCGGGUUCAGGGCCACUGAUUUAUUGGGUUGCUGUUAUACAUAUUUCUAUCCUUAUCCGCUACUUGUACGUACGCAUGCUUUGGACCUCAUCAGUACAUGUUCUUUUACACUGACGACACCAUUGGGGAAUAUCUGGUAUCAAGUUCAACAUCCCUUUGG
Messenger RNA from Gloeophyllum trabeum ATCC 11539, 1359 nucleotides. Its product is annotated as ras-domain-containing protein. The transcript has 3 exons. The coding region runs from base 69 to 1196 and encodes 375 amino acids. Gene Ontology annotation, cellular component: vacuole; late endosome; phagocytic vesicle. Gene Ontology annotation, molecular function: GTPase activity; GTP binding. Lineage: Eukaryota; Fungi; Basidiomycota; Agaricomycetes; Gloeophyllales; Gloeophyllaceae. Gene Ontology annotation, biological process: regulation of vacuole fusion, non-autophagic. The record is from RefSeq and is a predicted model, not a curated record.